UCUGACUCCAGUUUGCGGGGUGGAAAAGAGAGUCAGGAAUCUGACACAGGACCAAAAAUCCCGAGAUAAUUUUUCCCCCUCGAAUUCCGCAGCGAACGGCGGAACCAAAAAAACCAACCCAGCCGUGCGUUCAUUCAAUCGAACCUCACUCUUGAAAACCGUGGGAGCUGUGUGACAGCACCAAUCCGUCUUCAAGAUGCCUGUUGUCAAUGUAGAUGACCUCGUUCGUCUCCAACGGAAGCCCAAUGAUAUCCGGAAUAUCUGCAUUCUCGCUCACGUUGAUCAUGGUAAAACAUCCUUGACGGAUAGUCUGAUUGCCACCAAUGGUAUCAUCUCUCCCAAGUUGGCGGGCAAGAUCCGCUACCUGGACUCCCGUCCAGAUGAGCAGCUCCGGGGUAUCACCAUGGAGUCGUCGGCCAUCUCUCUGUUCUUCUCCAUGAUGCGCCGUCCCGCGCCCGACGCCGCCCCCGAGCCCAAGGAGUAUCUGAUCAACCUGAUCGAUUCUCCGGGACACAUUGACUUCAGCAGCGAAGUGUCGACUGCCUCGCGCCUGUGUGACGGUGCCGUCGUUCUGGUCGAUGCCGUCGAAGGCGUCUGCAGUCAGACGGUCACCGUGCUGCGUCAGGCCUGGGUGGAGCAAUUGAAGCCCAUUCUGGUGAUCAACAAGAUCGACCGACUGGUGACGGAGUUGAAGAUGAGCCCUAGCGAGGCCUACUUGCACAUGAGUAAGCUUCUGGAGCAGGUCAAUGCGGUUAUCGGAAGUUUCUACCAGGGUGAGCGCAUGGAAGAGGACCUGCAGUGGCGGGAGCGCAUGGAAGAGCGCCUCAACAAGAAGCAAGAUCACGACGACGAGCAAACGGCUGAGUAUGAGGAGAAGGACGACGAGGAUCUGUACUUUGCGCCAGAGAAGAACAACGUCAUCUUCUGCAGUGCAGUCGAUGGCUGGGCCUUCACAGUUCGACAGUUUGCUGUGAUCUACGAGAAGAAGCUCGGCAUCAAGCGUGAGAUUCUAGAGAAGGUCCUCUGGGGAGACUACUAUCUGGACCCCAAGACCAAGCGAGUUCUUGGGCAGAAGCAUCUGAAGGGCCGCGCUCUCAAGCCGAUGUUCGUGCAACUUGUGCUGGACAGUAUCUGGGCAGCAUACGAAGCGACGACUGGCGGAGGUUCAGGGCGGGGCGACCCGGCCUUGUUGGAGAAGAUCACCAAGUCUCUGAACAUUAACAUCCCUCCUUACAUCCUACGCUCCCGCGACCCUAAGAAUAUCAUGACCACAUUGUUCUCGAUGUGGCUACCUCUUUCGACCGCAGUCCUAGUCUCUGUCAUUGAAUAUCUCCCCAGUCCGCCCGCAGCUCAAGCUACCCGUCUCCCGGCCUUGAUCGCAGACUCCCCGGGAGCAGACUUCAUCGACCAGAAGGUGAAGGAUGCGAUGAUCAGCUUCAAGACGGAGCCGAACGAGCCAGUUGUGGCCUAUGUUAGUAAGAUGGUCGCCAUCCCGGAGAGUGAGCUCUCCUCGAGCAAGAAGCGCUCUGGUACCACCAUGUCCGCGGAUGAAGCGCGGGAGAUUGCCCGCAAGAAGAGAGAGGAGAUUGCCAAAAUGCAGGCGGAAGCUGGCGGUCAGCAGCAAGACGAUUUCUCUCGCGUGACGUCGGCCCUCGAGCGGACCUACCUUGACGAUGCGCCAGCUGAGCCCGAGGAGAAAGAGGACCCCGAGCAUUUGAUCGGAUUCGCACGUCUCUACUCGGGUACGCUCUCCGUGGGAGACUCCGUGUAUGUGAUCGCUCCCAAAUUCAACCCGGAAAACCCGCAUGCCAGCCCCGAACCCCAGAAAGUUACAGUCACCGAUCUGUAUCUGCUGAUGGGCCGGAGUCUGGAGCCCCUCCAGUCCGUGCCUGCGGGUGUUGUCUUCGGUAUAGGGGGUCUUGCUGGCCACGUUCUGAAGACGGGAACGCUCUGCUCGCAACUCGAGGGCAGCAUCAACCUGGCGGGUGUUUCGUUGAACACUCCUCCGAUCGUCCGCGUUGCCCUGGAGCCUGUGAACCCGGCCGACUUGAGCAAAAUGGUCACCGGCCUGCGACUCCUCGAGCAAAGUGACCCUUGCGCGCAAUACGAGGUCCUCGACAGUGGUGAGCAUGUGAUUCUGACAGCUGGUGAACUGCACUUGGAGCGUUGCUUGAAGGAUCUGCGCGAGCGUUUCGCCAAGUGUGACAUUCAAACCGGUCAGACCAUCGUGCCCUACCGCGAGACGAUCAUCAGCGCCCCGGAGAUGGCCGCAGCCAAGAACCCCGAGCUCGGCCGCGGUGGCAUCCUGGCCGUGUCGCCCUCGAAGCAACUGACCAUGCGACUGCGUGUAGUGCCCCUGCCUUCGGCUGUCACGGAGUUCUUUUCCAAGCACGUAGGGACCAUCAAGCGACUGCAAACCCAGAAACGAACCGCUGCGGAGAACAAAUCGGGCGGUACCGACACCGAAGGUACGGCGGAGAGCACCCAGCCCGUGGAAGCCAGCGAAGCCACCACCGAGGAAGCCCGCGAGGCGACUCUGCUGUCGCUGCAGGAAUUCCGCGCCGAACUCAACAAGAUCUUCGACGAGGAGGUCAAAGAGGACAAAGAGCUGUGGAAGAACGUGGUCGAUCGGAUCACAGCCUUUGGGCCCCGACGAGUCGGCCCUAACAUACUGGUGGAUGCUACAACCGUGAACACCUGCGAGAAAUUCCUCCUCGACGACCCCAAACAACAACCCACCGUCAACGCAGAAACCACCAACAGCCGCGAGGCCCUGAUCGUCCGCGACUUCAACGACAAGAUCGCGUACGCCUUCCAGCUCGCGACAGGCCAAGGACCCCUCUGCCAGGAGCCCAUGCAAGGCGUCGCCGUCUUCCUGGAAGAACUCUCCGCAAACUCCACCAACGGCGAAGACCUGGAUCUAGGCCGGCUGACGGGUGAAGCCAUCCGCCUCGUCCGCGAGAGUAUCUCCCAGGGCUUCCUGGACUGGAGUCCGCGCAUCAUGCUUGCAAUGUACAGUUGUGAGAUUCAAGCGUCGACCGAAGUCCUCGGCCGCGUCUACGGCGUCAUUACCCGCCGGCGGGGCCGCAUCCUCUCCGAGACGAUGAAGGAGGGGACGCCGUUCUUCACGAUCCUGGCCCUGCUGCCCGUGGCCGAGUCCUUCGGGUUCGCGGACGAGAUCCGCAAGCGCACGUCGGGCGCCGCCCAGCCGCAGCUGAUCUUCGCCGGGUACGAGGCCCUCGACGAGGAUCCGUUCUGGGUGCCCGCCACCGAGGAGGAGCUCGAGGACCUGGGCGAGCUGGCGGACCGCGAGAACGUCGCCAAGCGGUACAUGGACGCCGUGCGCCGGCGGAAGGGCUUGGUCGUACAGGGCCGCAAGCUGAUCGAUGCCGAGAAGCAGAAGACUUUGAAGAAGUAGGAGGUUUCUUUGUGUGUGUGUGUGUGUGUGUGUGUGUGGAUGUAGAAAUACUUUCUUUAGAAAUGACAGUUUCGGUGAUGGUUUGGUGCCU
This is a messenger RNA of Aspergillus uvarum CBS 121591, 3509 nucleotides long. RefSeq names its product GTPase RIA1. Bases 197 to 3418 code for a protein of 1073 amino acids. The record is from RefSeq and is a predicted model, not a curated record. Gene Ontology annotation, molecular function: GTP binding; GTPase activity; ribosome binding. The transcript has 6 exons. Gene Ontology annotation, biological process: cytosolic ribosome assembly. Gene Ontology annotation, cellular component: cytosol; ribonucleoprotein complex. NCBI's taxonomy places the organism in Eukaryota, Fungi, Ascomycota, Eurotiomycetes, Eurotiales, Aspergillaceae.